Messenger RNA from Dromaius novaehollandiae (emu), 2680 nucleotides. RefSeq names its product trans-golgi network vesicle protein 23 homolog A (gene TVP23A). NCBI's taxonomy places the organism in Eukaryota, Metazoa, Chordata, Aves, Casuariiformes, Dromaiidae. Gene Ontology annotation, cellular component: Golgi membrane. Gene Ontology annotation, biological process: vesicle-mediated transport; protein secretion. Bases 141 to 782 code for a protein of 213 amino acids. The transcript is spliced from 8 exons. The record is from RefSeq and is a predicted model, not a curated record.
CAGGGCCCCCCGCUGCCGCCGCCGCCGCCCCGCUCGCAGGCCCCGGCCGGACCCUUUUCCCUGCAGCACCGCGCGGAGCCGCCGCGCCUGGCAGCGGGGCCGCCGGCUGCCUGCGGCGGGGCCGGGCCGGGCCGGGGAGGAUGAAGCAGGCGCUGGCGGACGACACCGAGGACGUGUCCCUGGAGCUGGGGAGCGAGGAGGAGGCGGCCCUGCGCUCCGCCGCCGUCAGGCACCCACUGGCCACCUUUUUCCAUCUGUUUUUCCGAGUGAGUGCUAUUGUUACCUACUUGUUCUGUGACUGGUUCAGCAACAGCUUUGUUGCCUGUUUUGUCACUAUUCUCCUUCUCCUAUCCUUUGACUUUUGGUCAGUGAAGAACGUGACAGGAAGACUCUUGGUUGGUUUACGCUGGUGGAACCAGAUUGAUGAAGAUGGAAAAAGCCACUGGGUAUUUGAAGCAAAAAAGGUAUCUACCAUAGCUGCCUCAACUGAAGUUGAAGCUCGAAUCUUUUGGCUUGGUCUCAUUAUCUGUCCAGCUAUUUGGACAGUGUUUUUCUUUAGCACCUUGUUUUCCUUGAAGCUGAAAUGGCUGGCUCUUGUUGUAGCUGGGAUCUCCCUUCAGACUGCUAAUUUAUAUGGAUACAUCCACUGUAAGUUAGGGGAACAAAAAAGCAUCAGCAGAAUAACUUCAAGUUUUUUUGUCGCAGCAGAUGUUUCCAAGAGACAGACAAGGAGAACUUCAGAAAAUUGCAUCAAAGAACAUGGAAACACAGCCAGUAGAUAAUCAAAUGACAGCAUCAUCAGGACUACUGAGCAAGAAUCCCACUGACAUGACACCCAAGUUUUCUUCAACAUACUAACAAAGAAGUAGUUGAACAUUAAAGAAAUCAAUUCUAAAUAAACAAAUUUCAUUGAAGAAGUAAUUUCAGCGGGGGAGUAAAAAAAGGACAUUAAGAAAAUGAAGGCAUGUUUCCUUUGAUAAAGGGGGAAGAAUUAGGCUAUUAAAGGCUACACAGGUUCUUGUGCAACACUCACUAAUCUAAUGAUAGUCAUCUUGUUAACAAGAUAAAUGACAAGUCCAUUUUUCAAAAGCUGAGGGCAAUUAAAAAAAAAAAAAAAGAAGAAUAUUAAAAACAUCAGAGAAACUAAUAUCCUCUCUGUCAUCACCACUUGGACUGCAUAUACUUAGUCCAGCACGCUGGAGCAUGUGACAAAAACUGUAACUCAUCUAACUAUAUUCACGGACUGGCAAAGAACUAGUUGUGGUAAGUUUAACAGUGGUUUAUGGAAUCACCAGAGGCAACACAAGGCUAAAAACAGCCUUCCCUCUCAGCACUCUCAGCAUCAAGUCUGUCUUUUUUUUUUUUAAACAAACAAACAAAAAAACAGAUUACCUUUAGCAUGUAUCCUGCUAACAACAAAAGCACCUGAAUUUUCCCCAUGUUUUCUGCAGAUUAACAAUUUUUUUUGCCUAACUGUGCUUAAGAUGCUUUCUGAUCUUUCUGUCUGUCAUUGAAAGAGUAACAUACUGCACAGCUCUCAUGACAACCAAAAAUAAUGAAAUCAAAUAACCAGUAUUUAUUGCCCAUAUUAACAGGCGGUAUUAAGAAAGCCAGUACAAAAGAGAAAUACAUUUACAAUGAUAAAACUAUAUUGGAAACAUGGUACUAUUAUCAACAAAAGUAAUUUAAACCUCUGAUUUAUAUGGCCUGUAGCCAGAUUCCACAGAAUCUGGACAUUUGUGUCAUUGGAUAAAAAAAAUGACUAAGUAGCCCCUGUUUCCCCCACUCCCUUACAAACAGCCCCCAGCCCAUAAACUACUUUUUACAACAGUUAAACCAACUCACCACUGGAGACCAUCCAGAACCACUCUGAUGAACCUGAAAAUUGGCGUAAAAUGAAUGAAAUAAAUCAGAAAUAAAUACAGAAAUUAUGUAACGCAUGAACAAUGCAAGUCAAAACUGAUGAUGAUCUAUGCUAUAGAUGCAAUACUGCUGGCUUUAUUAGAACAGCUGAAUGAAAAACUACAGAGGACCCAGACUGCCAUUAAUAAGUGAACAGUAAAAUCCAUUCAUAGAAUCAUGCAAAUGUUACACCUAAUGAGCUGACUCACACCUUCAGUAUAACUACUGAACCUUUUGGCAGAAAAACUAUCCAUGAUUUUAUAUAUUUAUAUAAAAUAUUCUAGGGAUGAUAAAGAUCAUUGUGCUACCACUACUUAAGUUUUUAAAUAGUCGAAUAUGCAGCAGAUAACCAGCAAGAGCUGGGUAUGAUGCAGUUGGUAUGGGCAAUUAAUUAAUCAACCUGCUCAAACAUACCCAAAUGCCUCCGGAAGGUGCAGCUAUUCUGAGGUUAGCAAACAUUUGUGCUCUGAGUCAGUUACACAGCAACAACUUUCAACCAAUACUAGAAGCAUCAUCACUGGAACACAAAGUUUAAAUCCUCUUGCCUCAUAUUAACUGGAAAAGUCUUCAAGGAAAGACCUUGCUAAUUAGCACACUUCGCAUCAAAACAGUACAACAGUCCUCAACUUCUCAGGAACUCCACAGCUAGCUACUUUAAUGAGGUCUUGUUUUUAAGUUUGGUAAGAGAUGCUUCCUUUUUUGCAGCUUACGGUGAGAUACUAGUGAAAUGCAGUAUUUUGUUGUUCUAUUUUGCUAAUAAAGCUGAUAUAGCAAAAGA